Melanotaenia boesemani (Boeseman's rainbowfish) is the source of this 2166-nucleotide messenger RNA. It is a transcript of the gene nelfcd, whose product is annotated as negative elongation factor complex member C/D. The transcript is spliced from 15 exons. The record is from RefSeq and is a predicted model, not a curated record. Lineage: Eukaryota; Metazoa; Chordata; Actinopteri; Atheriniformes; Melanotaeniidae. Gene Ontology annotation, biological process: negative regulation of transcription elongation by RNA polymerase II. The coding region runs from base 150 to 1889 and encodes 579 amino acids. Gene Ontology annotation, molecular function: RNA binding. Gene Ontology annotation, cellular component: NELF complex; nucleus.
UGUUGUUGUUAGCUUCCUGGUGAAAGAGGCUAGCCUUCAUGCAUCUUCGUCCACACUACAUUCGCAGAAAUAAAACAAGCAUAGGCAAUAUUUAAAACUUCCAGUUAAGAAUUUGUUUGUGAUUCUGCGUCAGUUUUCUUCCCGUCAUCAUGGACGAGGAAUAUUACAGCGGCGCAGGGGACUGGGAAGGCACGGAGGGAAACAAUGAGGAUGGCUAUGGUGAAGGAGAAGAUGAUGGGAAAAUCCAGGAGGAUUGUCUGCAGAAAUUCUCCAGUAGGGAUUACAUCAUGGAGCCUGCAAUUUUCAACACCCUCAAAACAUAUUUCCAAGCGGGUGGCUCUCCAGAACAUGUCAUCCAGCUUCUCUCUGAAAACUACUCUGCUGUAGCCCAGACGGUCAAUCUUCUAGCUGAAUGGCUCAUCCAGAUGGGUGUAGAACCUGCGCAGGUACAAGAGCGAGUAGAAAAUCACCUCAAGAGUCUCCUGAUAAAGCACUUUGACCCCCAGAAAGCAGAUUCCAUUUUCACUGUGGAGGGAGAGACUCCUGCUUGGCUUGAGCAAAUGAUAGCUCACACAACGUGGCGAGAUCUCUUCUAUAAGCUGGCGGAGGCUCAUCCUGAUUGCCUGAUGCUCAACUUCACUGUGAAGCUUAUUUCUGAUGCGGGUUACCAAGGAGAAAUCACAAGUGUGUCCACAGCGUGUCAACAGCUGGAAGUUUUCUCCAGGGUGUUGAGGACAUCUUUGGCCACACUGCUGGAUGGUGGAGAGGAAAACUUGGAGAAAAAUCUGCCAGAAUUUGCUAAAAUGGUGUGUCAUGGUGAGCACACUUACCUUUUUGCCCAGGCAAUGAUGUCCAUUCUUGCUCAGGAGGAACAGGGCGGUUCAGCUGUUCGCCGGAUCAGCCAGGAGGUGCAGAAGUCUGCACAUGAGAGAGGUCACGAUGCCAGCCAGAUAACCCUGGCGCUCGGCACAGCAGCAGCCUACCCUCGAGCCUGCCAGGCACUUGGCGCCAUGUUGUCCAAAGGAGCUCUGAAUCCUGCCGAUAUCACAGUUCUCUUUAAGAUGUUUAGCAGCAUGGACCCUCCUCCUGUAGAGCUGAUCAGAGUGCCUGCCUUUCUAGACCUGUUCAUGCAAUCGCUGUUUAAGCCUGGCUCAAAAAUCAAUCAGGACCAUAAACACAAAUACAUUCACAUCCUGGCCUAUGCUGCCAGCGUGGUGGAGACAUGGAAAAAGAACAAGCGAGUUAAUAUCAAUAAAGAUGAGCUCAAGUCAACUUCAAAGGCCAUAGAGACUGUCCACAACCUGUGCUGCAAUGAGAAUAAAGGAGCUACAGAGCUGGUGGCUGAACUUGGCACUUUGUAUCAGUGUAUCCGGUUUCCAGUUGUUGCUAUGGGAGUUCUGAAGUGGGUAGACUGGACGGUGUCUGAGCCUCGUUACUUCCAGCUCCAGACAGACCACACUCCAGUCCAUUUAGCUUUACUGGAUGAGAUUUGUACGUGCCACCAACUGCUGCACCCUCAAGUCCUCCAGCUGCUCAUCAAGCUGUUUGAGACGGAGCACUCUCAGCUGGACGUCAUGGAACAGAUGGAGCUGAAGAAGACUCUGCUGGACCGCAUGGUUCAUCUGCUGAGCCGUGGCUACGUCCUGCCUGUCGUCGGCUACAUUCGCAAGUGUCUGGAGAAACUCAACACGGACAUCUCCCUCAUUAGAUAUUUUGUCACCGAGGUGCUGGAUGUGAUCGCGCCUCCCUACACCUCAGACUUUGUUCAGCUCUUCUUGCCAAUCCUGGAGAACGACAGCAUCGCAGGGACGAUCCGCACCGAAGGAGAACAUGACCCUGUUGCAGAGUUCAUUGCUCAUUGCAAGUCAAAUUUCAUCAUGAUUAACUGAUGCGGAGAUGAAAUCGAUGGACACUGAACAAGGAAGACCCAAAGGAGACUGACGAUCUGUGGUGGCAGCGAUAGACUCGAGACUGAAGCGGUUUGGAUAUUUUUGUUGAGCUAACCAAGGCAAAUGUCGUUGAGAUGGAGAGACAUGCCUGCAGGGUAAUGAAAGACUGAUGAAGAGGCCUCUGAAGGUGCAGCUAAAUGAUUCUUCCACAUGUAUAUUUGAUUUUUUAUAUAUAAAUAUAUAUUUUAUUUGUGUCAAUAAAAGCUGGGUUAUAAAA